Molecule: messenger RNA, 2194 nt
Organism: Seminavis robusta
Lineage: Eukaryota; Bacillariophyta; Bacillariophyceae; Naviculales; Naviculaceae
Source: the annotation of a GenBank genome assembly
CUUGGAAAGCGAAAGCUGCUUUGCGACUUGCUUGCAAUUGAUGCGCAUAAUAAUUGUUUGCCGACUAGCCAGCAGUUGCUUUGUCGCCUUGUUGGAGGGGAUCUACUAAAAGCUAAAGGGUAACAAUAGAAGAUAGAUAAGGAACAACAACAACUACUACUGGUAGUAGCUAUCUAUUAAUAGUAUGGGACAGCCCAGUAACGACACUGAAAGCCAGCAGCCGCAGCAGGAGCUGUAUUACUUUGCGUAUGGUCCUGUGGUGAACGACUUGGUGCGGAAGAGACGAGGAAUCCAUGUGGACGAGAUCCGCUCUGCGUUCCUUGUUGACUACCGGUUAACGUUUGCCAUAGGCGGCAUGGCGAACAUUGUUCCUAGAAGAGGGUACGAAGUGCAUGGUCUCUUGAUGAAGCUGACAUCUCAGGAAGAUUGGGAAGCUCUGAUCAAAUUCGACGCGGGAAGCACCCCGUCCUACCAUCGCGUGAUUCCUUAUCGCUACGACGACAACACGGAACGACGAGAAGGAGAUCCUCGCACCGAGAGUGACCCCGUGAAUGCCCGUUUUGUGGAGUUCUCAGACAAGGUAGAAGACGAAUUCUUGGAUUCUCCCAUUGAGACAUUACCCCAAUGUCGCUAUCUCGAGUUGAUUGCUCAGGGAAUGAAUCAAUAUGGCGUCGAUGAGGAUUACAUUGAUGCCGAGAUAAUGGCGACUCCCUUCGUACCAAAAUGCCCGCCAGAGGAAUACCAGCAAGUUCCUCUCGAUUUCAAACUGCUAGCGCCGCCUUCCAAAAAAAUCAUGGCCCGACACUCGACAACCAGUGCUCCCACGCUUCCCAAAAUAUCAUUUUGCAAGUAUCAAAAACUAUGCCAAAAACAACCUGCUACGGGGGGAGACACAUACUUUAUUGUCGAUGAAUGCAUAUACCGAAUUCAUCAAGUAGAUAUUGCCAAAGUACCUGCCGCCAAAUGGUUCCACAUCAAUGGACAUGGAAAACCAGACUGUUCCUUGCUGCUACACAAACUCAUUGUCGACCCGGACAUACCCCUUUGUGAUCACAUCUAUGAAAUGACACCCCUUCAUUUCGCAUGGGUCGAAAAUAGAAUCGUUGAACAAGUCAUUCAAAAAUAUCAAUGUCAAGUCACAAAAGUCGCCAUGUUGAAGGAGGAAGACGACAAACAGGAACAUCCGCAUGGAAGAUUGAGAUCCGUCGUCGCCAGAACCUCCAAACGAUUCUCACUCACCAAACGACGAGGCAGUACCAAUCCAGGAGCUUAACAACUCCUUGAUAUCUAGUCAACUGCACGUUGGUUGUUGUGGAAUCCUGGGCCAGAAGAGCACCACAAAACGAACUACUGUACGAAAAAGAAUUCUUGAAAAGACGAUGCGAACACAUCUGCUGCUGCAGCUAGCUAGCUAGAGGAAGUUCCAAUCACAAGCAAAGUCAGGUUUGACAACUGCACAAUGAUAUCAUUCUUGGCUACACAAAAAAGGCCCCAGAAAGUACUCCAUGAUUGUGUUGCAUGGAGCGCCAUUGUUGGAUGGCGCUUCCAGCUACAGUACGAAUUGCUGGGAUGUGGGGCUUGCCAUACUGCCAAGAGCAUUCUUUGCAACACCCUGGCCUCUUGACUGCAUGGCGAAGUAGAGAGCCACCCAUGCUUUUAUUACCCACUUGAAGACAUAUCAUGUACCUUCUCUUCUUGGAAGGACAUGGCCAAUGCACUCUGCCGGAGAGUUCUCGCACUGAGUGCUGUAGAGUACCAUCAACCACAGCCCCAAGUACCAAGUAGAUAAUAUGCAUGGCACACCUUAGAAAUGAUUGGCUUCUUGGAAAUUCCAAAUGCAUUCAUGUACAUCCCCAGAAUUGAUAACUCAGCUUCUUUAUCCUCUCCCUGACACUCUCCUAAGGCACUGUCCCAACAGUGGUGGAGGAUAGCAAAAAUCCAACAUUCGGACCUCCCAAGCACUGACGUGGCACAGAAUGUCUCCAAAAGAGGCCCAACCCCAACAACCAAAUUUGGGUUUGUGUGCCGGGUGGCGAGCAACGGUGAGCCCAGACCAAAAUACUGAUCCGGCAUUCAAUAGCAACUUUGAUUGGAGGAGAAUGGGUUUUGGAUUCGAACAUUCUGGAAGAAAAAUAGAAAUGAGGACGUAAACAAAACCAAAGUCAAGAUAAAACGUAGAUGAAAACAAUGACAA